CGUAAAAGUACUACUCAAACAGAACCGAUUGUUCAGUGAGAUAUCGUUAUUCUGAUAUAAAAUAACUGCAAAAUCGUAGUUUUUUAAUUUUUUUGUUUUAAUUAUUCUCUUCAACAAACAAAUAUCCGGCAUUUGACGCGGAAAGAAAUACCAUUUUUAGUUCCCCCAUUACCUUAGUUCUUCCAGAUUGAAAGAAGCACUAUCCAUCAUGAUCGGUAAAUCGACUUUUAUGAAUCAGCUGUCCUCAGCUUUGCUUCGCAGACAGACUCCAGUUGCCUCGAGAUUAAUGCCUUUUUCCAUAACGUUUCCUCCAAUUAGAACAUCUGCCAAGCAUGGAGGAGGUUCUGCAAGGAAUUCAGGAGAUUCAGCUGGACGUCGUCUUGGUGUUAAGCGUUCAGAGAAUCAAUAUGUAAAUGCUGGCGAAAUUUUGGUAAGACAGAGAGGUACGAAGUUUCAUCCCGGAGACAAUGCCAAACUUGGACGUGAUUUCACUGUUUUCGCAACAGUUUCUGGAUACGUAAAGUUUUUUCAAAAGAAAAUUUCCCUUCGUCGCACCAGGAAGUACGUUGGUAUUGUUUUUGACCGACAGACUACCUUGCCUAGACCAGAGGAUGAACCAACUAUUCGAAGAGUUAACAAGUAUAUUGUACCAGAGGUCUCCACCUCUGCUUCUUCUCUUUAAUUUUCUUUUCCAAUGCAUCGUUAGCAGAUUUAAUAUCUGUUCAAUGUAAAGACCAUUCUUCCCUCUUCAUAAGUAUCAGGACCCCUCUCCAUAAUUCUUCUUAUACUCCGUUUCUCAGUUAUCCUUUUUUUUUCUGAUAUUCCCACCAGUUUCCUUUUUUGUAUCGUUUCCGCACACAUAAUCACAAUCUUCCUUUCCUUUCUCCCGCUCAUUAGACUAACUAGGUUCCUACAGGCUACUUGAAUUAAUACUGUUUUGUGCUUGUGUGUGGAACAAUAAAGUUAUACAACGCAUACUUUGAAUAAUUCUUUACAGUCGUAUCAUAUUGCACCUACUGAUGAACGGCACCAUUCAGAGAAGUUUUCGAAAAACCCAUCCUUGUACGAUUAUAAAGUCGUCAAUUUGUUUUACUAUGUAGAUUUUGUUAAAUACUACUCAAAUUUUUAUUAUUAAUUUAUAGCUAAUGUAACAGAUCAAUGUAUUAUUCAC
Messenger RNA from Schizosaccharomyces octosporus yFS286, 1171 nucleotides. RefSeq names its product ribosomal protein subunit L27. Gene Ontology annotation, cellular component: ribosome; mitochondrial large ribosomal subunit. Bases 209 to 682 code for a protein of 157 amino acids. Lineage: Eukaryota; Fungi; Ascomycota; Schizosaccharomycetes; Schizosaccharomycetales; Schizosaccharomycetaceae. The transcript has a single exon. Gene Ontology annotation, biological process: translation. The record is from RefSeq and is a predicted model, not a curated record. Gene Ontology annotation, molecular function: structural constituent of ribosome.